Messenger RNA from Linum tenue, 425 nucleotides. The record is from the annotation of a GenBank genome assembly. NCBI's taxonomy places the organism in Eukaryota, Viridiplantae, Streptophyta, Magnoliopsida, Malpighiales, Linaceae.
GAUUUCGCCUUGUAUGAUGUGUUGCCAUUCUGGACCGUUAUCAACUAUCGUGAACCUCCUACUCGGCCGGAGUGGGAUGACCAUAGUGAUUACCACCGUGGUGUGUUCCAAGGUCUAGUACAGGAGGUUCUUGAUAGAGGCGACGAGACCAUUCGAGGUGCAAUCGGCCUACUCCGGAGCCAUCUUCAUCCUGAAAAUGAUGGCAUUGAUGAACCGCAUGGGGGACAGCCCCGCCCCGGUCGCCCAAGGACGUCCACCACUCGAAACCUAUCUCACUUCGAGCAUGUGGAGAGGAGAUGAGGGAGGAGAAGUUCAAGACUUCCGACUGCAACUCCGGACAAUGAUGGAAAUACAGGUGGUGCCCCGAAUGUGAAUGCACAAACCAACUUCGAGAAUGAGACGGAGCCGGUGAUCCAUAAUGAUAC